AUGUUGACGAGCAAGACUACCAUCUCCGCGAUUAAUCUCGUCCAAUGUCCUGAACCGCCUGUAUGCGGGAUUGAGUCUGUGGCUUCCAGUAUAUCUAAUCACCUGUUUGCAGAAGUUGUUGGUGUACCUUACAAGCAUACGCAGAAUAUUUUUCAA
Loa loa (African eye worm) is the source of this 156-nucleotide messenger RNA. RefSeq lists its product as hypothetical. NCBI's taxonomy places the organism in Eukaryota, Metazoa, Nematoda, Chromadorea, Rhabditida, Onchocercidae. The annotation marks the transcript as partial. The record is from RefSeq and is a predicted model, not a curated record. The transcript has a single exon.